GGAACAUGAGGCCACGUUUACAAUAAAAUGAUGAAUGUUCGGGCGUAGACUCAUUUCCCCAAUUGACCCCACUUGACACUGCUUUUCUUUCCUUUGUUCAACUCUAGGGUUUUACAAGGUUUGUUCAUCUGGAGUAAUUGAUAAUUGUAAAUACAUCAAUUUGUAGAUAUCAAUUUGUUGCGUGUUGGAUGGCAUAUCAAGCAAUUCGGGGCGGCGGGUCGGGUCUGCAGUUCUUGAACAACCCAUUUGGAGACACCACUUAUACAAAGGUCUUUGUGGGAGGCCUGGCCUGGGAAACAAAGAGCGAGACACUUCACAGCUACUUCGAAAAGUUCGGCGAUAUUCUCGAAGCUGUUGUUAUCUCUGAUAAGCACACCGGACGAUCAAAAGGCUAUGGAUUCGUGACAUUUAGUGAUCCUGAAGCUGCAAAGAGGGCUUGUGUCGAUCCAAAUCCAGUCAUAGAUGGUAGAAAGGCAAAUUGUAAUUUGGCUUCACUUGGACGUCCUCAGCCAUCGCUGCCUUAUGUGCGUUUGAGACCAGCAGUGCCCUAUUUUGGAAGUCCUCGACUUAAUGCUGGAAGUCCUAGUUACCAACAACCAGUUCCUUACAGUUACCAGCCUGGAUUUCCAUAUCCUCCAUAUGGGUACUCGGCAUAUGGACCGGAAUACAUGUACCCACAGGGUUUCUAUAGCUCUUAUAUGGGCCAUCCUCAGCCACAUAUGUAUAGUGUACCAGGUGCUGCUGGUACAAAUGCCUUUCCCUACGGCCAAUUAGGUCAGCCAGGAACCCUCGGUUACAGGCCCAUACAGGGUUUUGUGAUGCCAGGUGGCCCAGGUCCACAUCUGAUGCAAUAUGGCAGACCGAAUGUCAGUGGUGCAAUCUCAGAAACUAUCCCCACAGUUCAAGCACCUUAUUUUACUGGUAUGUCCCCAUCCAUGGGUCAGGCACGGAGUAUAAGUUCUGUUAAUCUCUCUCAAGUCCCUCGAAAUAGUGGUUCUGACUGAACAGUAGGCCGAUUGGAAUGGAACAGCUUACUUCUGGAGGAUUAAGGGCAUCUGCUGCUUGAGUGACAGACUGAAUCUGACCUUGAGAGUCACUACUGUAGCAAUUAUGAGGUCAUCUGUGGUCUUGGUCACCUAGGAAACCAAGGAAUGCUCUUCUGAACCCCUCAGAGUACAGAAAAUGGAAGGGCAUCGUCUGCUCUUUAACCAGUUUGUAUAACAAUAGUGUCCCGUGAAGUCUUCGUAAAAACUGGUGUUGUAUGUAUCUAAUUGAUUGCUGGAAUCUGGUUUCCUGCAAUCUUGUCACAAGGAAUCAACAUAUGAUUACCUUAUGGUCUAAACCCUGGUUCUGAUUAUAUAGCGUUUCGUACCAUCACAAUACCAGUAAAUAACAUUGUGCGAUUGCAUGUCAUAGUUGAUGAAUUUAUUAGUUCUUCAUUUAGUGCUCCAUUUGUCUGAAUCCACUUCUAACACAAGUUUGGGCUGACACUGAAAAAGUUGUCAAAUUUGUACGUACCUUUUGUGGUCUGCUGUUGGCUAAAUUAUGGGAUGAGUGUAUAGUGAAGGGAAGGAAAAUACCCUUUGCUACUGUGUGCAUAAUUUUUUUUUUUUUUUUUUUUUUGUGAAGCUAGUUGUAAUAAUUAUGUUGCAUAAUUGUUUAAAGUUCAGAUAUUUGACUAUCAGGAAUUGUCUGGCCUCGUGUAUUUGUUGAACGUUGCUAUAGCUAUGCAAAGUUUUUAAUUUCAGCAGA
Daucus carota subsp. sativus is the source of this 1752-nucleotide messenger RNA. RefSeq lists its product as uncharacterized. Lineage: Eukaryota; Viridiplantae; Streptophyta; Magnoliopsida; Apiales; Apiaceae. The record is from RefSeq and is a predicted model, not a curated record. The coding region runs from base 189 to 1004 and encodes 271 amino acids. The transcript has 8 exons. Gene Ontology annotation, molecular function: RNA binding.